CGACAACCGGUGGUGCAGCUGUUCACACAGAAGUGACGAAAAGAAUUUGGAUUUCGAUUUGUGUGAUUAGUCUGAGUUUUUAUGUGAAAAAUGCCAAAAGCAAAACGUGUAAGUGCAGCAAAUACCGAGCAUUAGAACAUACCUCAUUUGGCCGUACAAUUUCACCCUGAAAAUUGUAGUUUUCCUUUUAAUUUGUGGCUUUUUUUUCGCAAAAAAUGGCUAGCAAGACGAAAGGAUUCACUUUUGAUGAUGAUGAGGACAUUGACGAGUCGUCCGGAUCGGAUUUUGAUGAUGAUGAGGACCCCGAUAAGAUUGAGGUUCCAGGCGGUGGAAAAGAUCUGGAAACUGCGGUGAUUUAUGCAAAAAACAUCCAAAAGGGGCACACGGAAAAUGCUACGGUUACAUCACAAUCAUCCAAUGCGGCUGCAGGUGCAGCGACAGCGCGUAUCAAGGCGGAGAGCAAAAUUGGAGGAGGAUCAAAGGGUUCUGCUGCUGCCCAUGGCUAUGAUAUCAUAAAGCCAAACGCAUCAGGAAUGCCCUACACCAUGGGCUCAAGUGGUGGAAUGAUGGGCGGCAUGGGAGGAAUGGGUGGCGGAAUGUCCAGCUACUAUCCCGGGAGCAGCAUGGCAGCGUCAAUUUUGGCGCAGAGUAAGUCUCAAAAUACAAAUAAAAUGGAAAUGGCUGGAUUUGGCUUUGGUGGCAUGGGUGGUGGAUCGUCGGGGACGAAGAAUGCAAGCGGACAGAAUCCCAUGUCAAAUCUCAAUCAAUUUAUGCUGCAGAAUUUGAGUAAUCUCAUCGCGGCAAAUCCCAGCUUCCUCACCGGCGGCAUCCCCAAUCAACUUCUAUCGCAAAUGUGGUUCGCAGAGCAGGCAAAGCAAAUGCCGCCACAAGUGCAGGAGGAGGAGGAGGCUGAAGAUGAGGAAAUGGGUGUUGCAGAGACUUAUGCCGAUUAUAUGCCAGCUAAAUUAAAACUGGGCAAAAAGCACCCGGAUCCCGUUGUUGAGACGGCAUCCCUGUCCUCAGUGGAACCAGCAGACGUGACAUAUAAACUCUCCAUUCCCGAUGAUGUGAUUGAAAGUGGUUUGCUGAGUGCAUUGCAACUUGAAUCAAUCACUUAUGCAUCUCAGGCGCAUGCCCACAUCCUUCCCGAUGGCUCCAGGGCGGGCUUCCUCAUUGGCGAUGGUGCGGGAGUGGGUAAAGGUCGUACAAUUGCGGGGAUAAUCUUUGAGAAUUACUUGAAGGGGCGCAAGAGAUCGCUGUGGAUCUCCGUGUCGAAUGAUCUCAAAUACGAUGCAAUUCGCGAUCUCAGAGAUAUUGGUGCCCACAAGAUUGAUGUGUAUGCGCUGAAUAAGUUUAAAUACGCCAAGAUAUCGUCAAGUGUGAAUAACAAUGUGAAGAAGGGGGUGAUUUUUAGUACGUACUCAGCCCUUAUUGGGGAAUCCCAGAGCACAGGUGGGAAGUACAAGUCGCGCCUAAAGCAAUUGCUGCAUUGGUGUGGGGAGGACUUUGAUGGGGUCAUUGUGUUCGAUGAGUGUCACAAGGCGAAGAAUUUGUGCCCCGUGGGCUCGAGUAAGCCCACAAAGACGGGCUUGACGGCGCUUGAGUUGCAGAAUAAAUUGCCCAAAGCACGGGUGGUGUAUGCCUCGGCAACGGGGGCGUCUGAGCCACGAAAUAUGGCUUAUAUGGUGAGAUUGGGAAUGUGGGGAGCUGGGACGACAUUCAGCAACUUCAAUGAUUUCAUUUCGGCCGUUGAGAAGCGCGGUGUGGGUGCCAUGGAGGUCGUGGCAAUGGAUAUGAAGCUCCGUGGGAUGUACAUUGCAAGGCAGCUCAGCUUCCACGGGGUUACGUUCAAAAUUGAAGAGGUGCCCCUUUCCAAGGAAUUCCAGAAGGUCUAUGAUCAAUCUGUGGAAUUGUGGGUGGAGGCAAUGCAAAAAUUCACAGAAGCCGCAGAGCUAAUUGAUGCUGAGAGUCGAAUGAAGAAGACAAUGUGGGGGCAAUUUUGGUCAGCACAUCAGCGCUUCUUCAAAUACUUGUGCAUAGCAUCGAAGGUGAAUCAUGCGGUUGUUGUGGCACGAGAGGCUAUCAAGUAUGGGAAGUGUGUUGUCAUUGGGUUGCAAUCAACCGGAGAGGCGCGUACCCUUGAGCAGUUGGAGCGUGAUGAUGGGGAACUUUCGGAUUUUGUAUCAACGGCCAAGGGGGUAUUUCAGUCGCUUGUUGAGAAGCACUUCCCGGCGCCCGAUCGUAGUCGCAUUCAGCGCCUUUUGGGCAUUGAGGCACCACCGAAGAAGACAACGUUGCAAAUGAUAAUGGAUGAUGAGCCCCAGGCAUCGAGUACAACGGCAUCGAGUGGGGUGUCAAAGAGAAAAUCCUCCCGGCAGGCGGCGCAGAAGAAUAAGCGCUUCCGGAAGAAUUCGUCAGAUGCAUCAGAUGAUUCCGAUAGGGAGGCACAGAGUGAUGAUUCCUUCAAGAUGUCCGGGAGUGAAUCGGAGGAGAGUGUCCCCGCGUCUGAUGACUACCAGAGUUCGGAUUUUAAUCCAUUUGAUUCGCAUUCGGAUUCCGAUGCAGAGCCCUGGGUGGGGAGGCAGCAGAAGAAGGUGAAGAAGAAGGCCGCCAAGGGGAGUCCGAAGAAGAAGCCAACAACAACGCAGGAUAAAAUUCAGGAACUCUUGACGAAGAAACAAACCACCGUGCAAACGCCAACAGUUCACACGAAUGGCAUGAAGAUUCACGGGGGACCACCACCGAAGGAUGCCAUUGAGCGUGCGUGCACAAUGAAGGAUGAAUUGUUGGAGAAGAUUGAGAAGUUGGGCGAUAAAUUGCCCCCGAAUACGCUGGAUCAGCUGAUUGAUGAACUCGGAGGGCCGGAGAAUGUGGCCGAAAUGACGGGCAGAAAGGGGCGUGUUGUGCAAACGGAAGAUGGACAGAUUCAGUAUGAAUCCCGCUCAGAGCAGGAUGUUCCGCUAGAGACGCUCAAUUUAACGGAGAAGCAGCGUUUUAUGAAUGGGGAGAAGGAUGUGGCAAUAAUCUCCGAGGCUGCCUCAUCGGGUAUUUCCCUGCAGAGUGAUCGUCGUGUACGCAAUCAACGGCGGCGCGUGCACAUCACGCUGGAACUUCCGUGGUCAGCUGAUCGGGCAAUUCAACAAUUUGGACGGACACAUCGGUCAAAUCAGGUCAAUGCCCCCGAAUACAUCUUCCUCAUUUCCGAUCUUGCGGGUGAGCGUCGUUUUGCCUCAACUGUGGCCAAGCGUCUGGAGUCCCUGGGCGCCCUAACGCAUGGGGAUCGUCGUGCCACGGAAACGAGGGAUUUGUCUCAAUUCAACAUUGACAACAAAUACGGACGGAGUGCCCUUGAGGCCGUCAUGAAGACCAUCAUGGGCUACGAGCAACCCGUUGUUCCACCCCCAGCUGACUACAAAGGGGACUUCUUCAAGGACAUUGCCGGAGCUCUCGUUGGUGUGGGGCUCAUUGUCAACAGCGAAGCAAUGCCGGGGAUUCUCAGCUUGGACAAGGACUACAAUAACAUCUCCAAAUUCCUCAAUAGAAUCCUCGGGAUGCCCGUUGAGUUACAAAAUCGUCUCUUCAAGUACUUUACGGACACACUCACGGCAAUUAUAACGCAAGCCAAGAAAUUGGGAAGAUUUGAUUUGGGAAUUCUUGACUUGGGAGCUGCUGGGGAGAAUGUAACACGAAUAAAAUUAACAAGAUUCAUCCGGAAACACGCAACAGGAGUUGCACCCACCGAAUUGCACACAGUUCAUGUUGAGCGUGGCAUGAUCUGGCAAGAGGCUAUUGAUAAAUGGGCAGAUUUGGCCAGUGAGAAGGAGGGCUUCUACUUGUCACAGCAAGUCCGGAAUGGGAAGCAAACGGCAAUACUUGUGUGCUUUGUGGAGGAUGGUGUGAAGAAGAAGAAGGAGGAGAAGAAGAAGAAGGAUAUUCAGUGUCAAAUCUACAGACCCAAUACGGGAUUGCAAUUCAGGCAGGAAACUCUGGCGGAGAUUGAGAAGAAAUACAAGAAGGCCAGCAGUGAGGAUGCUGAGCAGCAUUGGGUGCAGCAGUACGAUGCAUCCGUCAAUACGUGCUCUCAUGCAUACUGGCGAGGAAAUUGCCGGAAUGUCUCAAUGGGGCAGGAUUGUGAGGUGGGUCUUCGUCGUCGUACGUACACCGUCCUUGCGGGAUCAGUUCUUGCCGUGUGGUCACGCGUUGAGAAUGUCCUGGCGGCACGAACUGGUGCCAAUAACAAAAUGCAAGUGAUCCGGAUGAAGACAAAGGAGGGUCAGAAGAUUGUUGGUACGCUCAUUCCCAAGAAUUGUGUCGAUAUGCUCGUGGAGGAUUUGAAGAGAGAUGCAGAGAAGGUGGAGGAGCAAUCUUUUCAAAAUUAAUGAAAAUUAUUUAAAAGAAAAAAAAAACACAAAACUUUCUCUCGAUGUUAAGUGUUGAUCCUUAAAAAAAAUACCAAAAAAUUGUUUUUUUCGUUCUCAAGACUUUACACAAGAAGAAAAAAAAUUAAGUAAAAAGAUUUCGGCUAAAAAAAAGGUUAAUCGAGAGAUUGAGGCAAGGACUUGACUAUUUGUUCACUAUAUAGAUAUAUAUAUAUUUUAAGGAUUUGAAAUAAAAUAAAAACACUGAAAAAAUACAUUAAUCCAAUUUUAAGGGGGUUACAAAAGAAAGAAAUAAAAUUAGAAUUUCUAUUAGGAGGAAUUUAAGAGAAGCAAUUUCAAUUGCGCUAACUUAUAGAUCCACACAAUAUAGUUUUUAGUUAAUUCUACAAUUUAAUAAAAGAAGAGAAAUAAAUUAGAUAUUAUAUUGAUCAAUAAAAUGAAAACUCCAUGAUGAAGGCAAAAAAAAAGAAAACAAAAAGUGUGUCAACGCAAAACUUUUUUUUUUGAUAAUUUAUUUUAAUUAUAUUAGUUAAGUUACACAUCCCGUAUUUUAUAAUGAAAAAAAAACUUACUGUAUAAGAGAAUAAGAAAAGGAAAAACAUUCUUAAACAUUUCUUGCUACCUACAUGGAUAAACUUUAUGAAAUAUCAGCAAUUAUGUGUCUAGAUGUAAUGCAGUUAAUGCAAAUUUAGAGAUAAAAUAUAAAUGAAUAAAGUCUGUGAGAUGGACAACUCUAAA
Messenger RNA from Lutzomyia longipalpis, 5117 nucleotides. RefSeq names its product protein strawberry notch (gene sno). The transcript has 11 exons. NCBI's taxonomy places the organism in Eukaryota, Metazoa, Arthropoda, Insecta, Diptera, Psychodidae. Gene Ontology annotation, biological process: regulation of DNA-templated transcription. Gene Ontology annotation, cellular component: nucleus. The record is from RefSeq and is a predicted model, not a curated record. Bases 216 to 4379 code for a protein of 1387 amino acids. Gene Ontology annotation, molecular function: chromatin DNA binding; histone binding.